AAGUUGACAUUUUGAAUGUAUUAUUUUCCCACACGUCAAAAAUAUUUUAGAUAUCGCCGCACCCAACCCAGUAAAAUUUGUGAUAAAAUUCGAAAUAAUUAUGGGUGACCACCUUCCAGCCUGUGUUAUAGAUGUGGGGACGGGUUACACCAAAUUGGGGUUUGCCGGCAACAAGGAGCCCCAGUUUAUUAUUCCGUCAGCCAUAGCAAUAAAGGAAACCGCUAAAGUCGGGGACCAGAGCACUAGGCGGAUGACUAAGGCCGUGGAGGACUUAGAUUUCUUUAUCGGUGACGAAGCGUUCGAUGCUACGGGGUAUGCGGUGAAAUAUCCUGUUCGUCACGGUCUAGUUGAAGACUGGGACUUAAUGGAAAGGUAUAUAGAACAAUGUAUUUUCAAGUACUUACGCGCCGAGCCCGAAGACCACCACUUCCUGAUAACGGAGCCGCCGUUAAACACACCGGAAAAUCGUGAAUAUCUUGCUGAGAUAAUGUUUGAGUCAUUCAAUGUGCCGGGACUGUAUAUAGCGGUCCAAGCGGUGCUCGCGCUAGCCGCGUCGUGGAAAUCGCGUACGUCGGCCGGACGUACGUUUACAGGGAUCGUAGUCGACAGCGGCGAUGGCGUAACUCAUAUAGUCCCUGUAGCUGAGGGCUACGUCAUCGGUUCUUGUAUCAAACAUAUUCCCAUAGCAGGAAGAAACAUUACAUCGUUCAUACAAUCACUUUUACGUGAACGUGAAGUCGGGAUCCCGCCAGAACAGAGUUUGGAAACUGCUAAAGCCAUUAAAGAAAGGUAUAGCUACAUCUGUCCAGAUAUUGCCAAGGAGUUUGCAAAGUAUGAUUCUGAUCCUGCUAAGUGGAUGAAGAAUUAUACAGGAAUCAAUGCAAUCACAAAAAACCCAUUCUCUGUAGAUGUUGGUUAUGAAAGAUUCUUGGGGCCGGAGAUUUUCUUCCAUCCAGAGUUUUCCAAUGCAGAUUUCACAGUGCCUUUGAAUGAGAUGGUCGAUGAAGUUAUACAGAGCUGCCCCAUUGAUGUGCGGAGAGGUUUGUAUGGGAAUAUUGUUUUGUCUGGAGGAUCUACAAUGUUUAGGGACUUUGGAAGAAGGCUUCAACGGGACAUUAAGAGAACUGUUGAUGCCAGAUUAAAAUUGUCUACAAUGUUAUCAGAGGGGCGUAUUACACCGAAGCCUAUUGAUGUUCAAGUUAUAUCCCACAAUAUGCAAAGAUACGCUGUGUGGUUUGGCGGUAGUAUGCUGGGAUCAACCCCUGAGUUCUACCAGGUGUGUCACAGUAAACAAGCGUACAUGGAGUAUGGGCCUAGCAUUUGCAGGCACAACCCUGUAUUUGGCACCAUGACAUAAUGACUUUGACUUUAUAAAUGCCAGUAUUCUGUAGGCAGUCCUCAUGUUUAUAUUAUGUUCUAAAAAUAUAUUCAUUAGCCUAUUUUUAAUGACUAAAAACGAGGCACAUGCUUCCUCUUUUCUAUAACAGCUCACGCAAACCUACAAUUGUUAGCCAACUAAAUUGCAAAAUUACUAAUAGGUUUAGUGACAUGUGCUAGCCCACAGACCUCAUAACUAAAGUGACCAUCUAUUUAUUUGGACACCACAAAAAUAUAUAAAAUUUACUUUUCAACUAUGCAUUAUUAAGAAAUUGUCCAAUAUAAAUAUAUAAAAGUCCACAAUAUAGUCAUUCCAAAAUAGUUGGCUAACCAAUGUGGAGUUUAUAUCCAUCACAUUUCUACAGUGUGGUUUGGUGGGACUUGUAAAAUAUGUUUUGCUUCAUUAUUGAACAGUGCCAAUCUUAUUUUGUCAUAAUUUGAAGACUGUCUGUAAUUUGAUUUAAACUAGUUUAAGCGUCAAUAAUAAUAUAAUUUUCAUAGUAAGUUUUAAAAUGCUAGACAGAAAUCAUUUAUUACAAUUUUUUAUGAUUUAAUAAAAGUGACAGCACACUUUCUUGAUUAAUGUACUGUAUUUUGUUAAAUAUUUUUGUCAAUAAUUUUAUGUAAUAUUAUUAAAUAGAUAAAUCAUUGUUAUUUAUAGCUGGACAGCUGAAAUUACUAAGCAUUUAAUGUAUUGCAUUCCAGCUUUUUACCAAAUAAAGACUUUUCACAACA
Bicyclus anynana (squinting bush brown) is the source of this 2112-nucleotide messenger RNA. RefSeq names its product actin-related protein 3 (gene Arp3). The record is from RefSeq and is a predicted model, not a curated record. Gene Ontology annotation, molecular function: actin filament binding. Gene Ontology annotation, biological process: Arp2/3 complex-mediated actin nucleation. Bases 101 to 1357 code for a protein of 418 amino acids. Lineage: Eukaryota; Metazoa; Arthropoda; Insecta; Lepidoptera; Nymphalidae. The transcript has a single exon. Gene Ontology annotation, cellular component: actin cortical patch; Arp2/3 protein complex.